GAAGAAACAGCACAACCUUUCACUUGCUUCCCCUACACGUGUUUCUUCUUUCGAUUUCUCUCGCUCUUAAAAUUAGACGUUUUUCAAUUUCACCCACCUUUUUUCCUCUCUCUAGAUUUCCCCCAAUCCUACAUCUCUAUUUCUCUCUCCUCUUCCUCAUUCAACCCUAGCGUUUUCCCUGUUUAAAUUUCGUUUACUCGUCUUCGGAUCGGUAUUUUCUCAGGUGAUUAUCUCCUAUAAUCCUUCCUUUUCUUCAUUCUUAUUCUUGCAUAUCGAAACCUAAAAUUAUUGUUAUAUUAGGGUUUUGAUUUGCUAUGGUGGGAGUUUGUUUCCCAUUGUAAAUUUUUCCGAUUCAAUUUGUUUCCGAUUUGAAAACUACUGUAGUUGCAGUAUAAUUUCUCGAUAAUUGCUAACCUAGGUUUAUUGAGUUUUCGAGUUAUUCCUCCCCAAAAAAUUUUAUUGAUUGUUGUUAGGUUUUAUUGUAAGUAUAUUUGUAUAGAACGAAACGAAUUCUUUUUUUUUAAAAUGAAAAAUUUUCCUCGUAUGUAUAGAUGUUUCUCUAUACAAGAAACUCGGUGAUGUUUUUGAUGCAGUUUUUUUGUUUUGCAAUCUGAAAUUGAGGGUUUUCUUGUUCUACUUAUAUUGUAAUUAGGGUUUCCACGUUCUCCCUCUAUUAUUUUUGUUUUUUGUUUAUACUUAUAUUUUUAAAAUACCCAAAAAGAAAUUUUAUAUGAAAUCUAGGGUUUUUUUCCACGAUUGUUGAGGAGAGAGUUUGGUUCUGAACUUAGAUCUAUAUAAGGGUGAAACCGUGAAAGCUGUAUGGCUUUAAAUUUCUCUUAUAGGCCACCAGUCAUUCGAUUUGAGGAGAAUUUUGUGCAUGGGAGGUCACAUGAAAGGGAUAUUUGUGAAUUGUUGCCUGUUGAUCCUUUUGAGAUGGGUAUAGCAGCCUUUACCGGAUUGCUUGAGGAUUGUGCUGAUGUUGGUAAAGGUGAUUUCCAACACACUAUUAUUUCAGGGUGGCCAAAUUGGGUUGAAACUUUCCAAAAUUUUCCCGGGAACAUCAAUAAAGUUGAUGAUAGAACAAUGAUUGAUACUACUGAGGUUACUGAUAGAUUAUCUUCGGAGGAUGAAUUUUGGCUUCCCGAGGACAAAGGCUUUGAUUGUACCUCAAAUGUUGCUAAUUGUGGUACUGCGGGUAAUGUUUGCUGUGAUGGGAUUGAUAGUUACAGGAAGAAUAAUGUGAACGAUAAUUUUCUUCCAGAUGAUGCAAUGUUCGAUUUGAGUGUUCACCUUGCUAGUCAUACUUUGGAAGGUUCUUAUUCUGGUACUCGUUGUGAUUCUAGCUUUCAAGGAAUUAAUAGUGGGGAUCCUUGUCCGGCAUUGAGCUUUGCUCUUGCUCAUCUGGGUGUUCGUGAUCUGCUAUCUGUUGAGAGAGUUUGCAGAUCAUUGCGUUACACUGUUCAAAAUGAUCCCCUUCUUUGGAGAAGUAUUCACAUUGAUCAGCAGCUUAGUGGUAAGAUUACAGACGAUGAUCUUGUACGAUUGACUGAUAGGUCUAAAGGUAUCUUGCAUAGCUUGAGCCUAGUUAAUUGUCACAAAAUCACUGAUGAUGGUUUGAGGCGUGUUUUGGAAAGCAACCUUAUGUUGACUAAGCUGAAUGUGCAAGGAUCUAUGAAACUAACCAUUGAUGGUAUUGUGGAUUGCUUGAAGUCGUACAAAUUGGUAGCUGUCACCGGGAUAAAACAUCUUCGAGUUCAUGCGAUUCUUGGUGUUACCCAGAAGCACUUUGAAGAGCUAAAGUCAUUAUUAGGCAUUGAUGAUAAUUUACAAAAUAAUCGCAUGCCAUGUUUCUUACUCCAAGGAAGUCCUCAUUUAUCCAAUGAAGAUGAUCGUCCUAUUGACAUUGAUAUGUGUCCAAGGUGUCAAAACCCGAGGUUGGUAUAUGAUUGCCCAGUAAAAGAUUGUCAGGGUAAAGACCACACUACUCAGGUGUGCAGGGCGUGCACCCUUUGUAUAGCUCGGUGUGUUCAGUGUGGGAAGUGUUUGAAUGAUGAGAAGUAUGAAGAGACCUUUUUCCUUGAAAAAGUUUGUUCAGAUUGUUGGAACCAAGCAUUGCUGUGUCAAGUGAGUGAAGAUGUGGGGAUCACUACUUCUAUGCAUGGCUAGGAUUGCUACGGCUGGUGGGUAUGUGUGUCUUUGUAUUUUUUGUGCUGAUAGCUAUUGCUGAGGGAUUAAGUGAUCGAAAGAUAACAAUUUUGAUAAAGUACGCAAAAAAAUAUACUUUAGAUCGGGGAACUAAAGCUGUAUAGAAUUGCUUGUCCCCUCUCAUUACACUAUUAUCGUUUUUGGAUGACACUUAUUUUGCUUAGGCUACCUUUUAGUAGAUGGAUUUUGUGUGGGCUGAUGUUUGAAGAACCGAGUCCGGUAAGACCAAAGUUAGGAAAGCUGUUGUGUCAUACUACUAUGGUGAAAAAAGAUUAAAAAAUAUGAAGUGCUGAAGUCCUUGAUUUA
Messenger RNA from Amaranthus tricolor (Joseph's coat), 2511 nucleotides. Its product is annotated as F-box protein SKIP14. Gene Ontology annotation, molecular function: protein binding. The transcript has 2 exons. Gene Ontology annotation, cellular component: cytoplasm. The coding region runs from base 820 to 2166 and encodes 448 amino acids. The record is from RefSeq and is a predicted model, not a curated record. NCBI's taxonomy places the organism in Eukaryota, Viridiplantae, Streptophyta, Magnoliopsida, Caryophyllales, Amaranthaceae.